Molecule: messenger RNA, 435 nt
Organism: Eufriesea mexicana
Lineage: Eukaryota; Metazoa; Arthropoda; Insecta; Hymenoptera; Apidae
Gene: RpS17
Product: ribosomal protein S17
Exons: 3
Coding region: 40-435 (131 amino acids)
Biological process (GO): translation
Cellular component (GO): ribosome
Molecular function (GO): structural constituent of ribosome
Source: RefSeq, a predicted model, not a curated record
GCCAUUUUGGUGUUUGUCUUUUCCGGAAUAGUAUCCAUCAUGAGUCGUGUCAGGACAAAGACGGUCAAAAAGGCCGCAAAGCUCAUCAUCGAGAAGUACUAUACUCGAUUGACCAUGGAUUUCCAUACAAAUAAAAGGAUAUGCGAAGAAAUUGCUAUUAUCCCCAGUAAAUCUUUGAGGAACAAAAUUGCUGGAUUUGUUACGCAUUUGAUGAAACGUCUUAGACACAGUCAAGUGCGUGGUAUUUCCAUCAAGUUACAAGAAGAAGAGAGGGAACGCAGAGACAACUAUGUUCCUGAAGUGUCUGCUUUGGAACACGAUAUUAUUGAAGUAGAUCCAGAAACCAAGGAAAUGUUACAGAUGCUUGGAUUCAGUAACAUUCCAGGACUGCAGCUUACACAAUCUCAACUACAACCAUACAACAGGCGUUCUUAA